CACCUAGCUACCAAAAUGGGUUCAUUUUCUCUAUUGUAUAUCUUGGCCUUAAUAUUCAUUGUUGAUAGUCACAUUGCACAUGCCCAAGAUUCACCAGCAGAUUACGUAAACUCCCACAAUGCAGCAAGAUCAAAAAUUGAUAUCAAUGUUCGAAUUCCAAAUAUUGUAUGGGACAACAAUCUCGCUGCUUUCGCACAAAAUUAUGCUAAUCGACGGAAGGAUUGUAAGUUGAUCCCCUCCGGUAGUGGUGGUCGAUACGGUGAGUAUUUUGGCGAGAAUCUUGCGGUGAGCAAGGGGGGUUUGAGUGGCAUAGAGGCAGUGAAAUUAUGGGUGGAUGAGAAAACCAACUAUGAUUAUAAUAGUAACUCUUGUGUUGGUGGUGAAUGCCUUCAUUAUACUCAAGUGGUUUGGAGAGAUUCACAACAUGUUGGAUGUGGCAAAGUGAGAUGUGAUAAUGGAGGAACGUUUGUUACUUGCAAUUAUGAUCCACCCGGUAACAUUGUUGGCCAAUUACCAUAUUAA
Messenger RNA from Vicia villosa (hairy vetch), 522 nucleotides. RefSeq names its product basic form of pathogenesis-related protein 1-like. Gene Ontology annotation, cellular component: extracellular region. Lineage: Eukaryota; Viridiplantae; Streptophyta; Magnoliopsida; Fabales; Fabaceae. The record is from RefSeq and is a predicted model, not a curated record. The coding region runs from base 16 to 522 and encodes 168 amino acids. The transcript has a single exon.